GCGUGAGGCACGGGCUGCCUGUCAGCUGCAAGGAGGAGACCUGCUGAGUGUCACCGACCCUGAAGAGCAGAACUACAUAAGUAACUUAAGCAGUGAGUAGACAUUUCUCUGGGGACCUUGUAGGAAACCUGUAGUUCGAUUUCUUCUUUAGCCGUGAAAAAGGGGUAGACUUUAGAGCUUGAUACUCUGUGUGAUACCUCUCCCAUUGCUGCUUGCGAGGCUUCGUCAGAUAACACACUUCAGUAGAGCUGUUUGAAAAAGCAAGGGUGAAGGUAAGUUACCACCUUAAUAACCUGAGUACAGAGGUGGUGGUAUGUGUUAUGUGAAGGUGUAAUUGUCUUAAUUCUCCCUCCCCACAGAGACUCCCAUUCAUUCUUGCAGCUGUGGUUGUGGAGUGUGUUUGUUUUCUUUGGAGAAUUAUACAAAUAUUUGCCUUCUCUGCAAUGUGCCCUGGUGUCCCUUUCUCCUGUUAAGUUUUCUUUGCAAGCUUGAAUUCACCAAAUGUGAAUGACGAGAACGUUUCUCCAGACUUGAAGGCAGUUAAAUGCCAGGGACGUGAUGCUGUGGAUGGGCCUGAAUCGCCUGGAGGAAGAUGCUGGCUGGCAGUGGUCAGAUGGAGCACCGCUAGUGUUUGUGAACUGGAGAGCAAGUACUUGAUGUUCCUCUUGGAUAUGUUAUAGCAGUGUAAUUAUUGCUCUCUGUAACUGCAGCUUGAUACAAGACUGGUGUUCCUACGCUGCGUUUGAAAAGUGAAUCAAGUGAACAAGUGUACCUCUCUUUUUUUGUAGAAAUAUUUAUUCAUAUUCAUGAACUAAAAGCCCCUUCUAGGGACUUGGCAUCAAUUGAGAUGGAUCUGUUCAGAGCAUUAAUGAUCUAGCCCUUUUGUCAUUUACUUUUAAAGGUGUUUUUAAGAUUCCAGUUGCACAUUUGAAAGCUAUGCUCUAGCUGGUUUCGUGGAGGAAAGGAGUUUCAAUUUGUUUACAUUAACAUGCUAUAAUUAACAUUAGCCCAUUAGCAUAAGCUUUGUGACUUGGUUUGCUACAUUUUGAAGUCCGCCUUUUGAGGCGGAUAGACACUAGAGCUUAUUUCAGCCUCCCAUCUGAUAGCAGCAGCCAAGGAAGGAUUGCCACACAUGUAUAAAUCAUGGUCAAUGUUCAGCUGUCCAUAGUACUGGUGUAACAGUACUAGAAGUUUGGGUGUGCAGGGAUGUUUGUACCUUCAUUCAAUAAGAUGCAGAGAGCCCUACAGCACUAUUUGACAAGUAAGAACUGAUUUUUUGUAAUUUUAUGCUUCUCAAAAAUGUGUUUGCAGAUGUCUCUGAUAACCGUUUUAGAGAGAAUCAUUGUGCAGUGAUUAAUUCAAAACUGAAGUAUGGCUGGCAAAGUUAUUUAUGUGAAUCUGGAUUGCCUUUUGUAUGCAAAAAAUAUUUAAAUGAGACAGAGCAUGAAACAUUGGAUACGUGGAAGUAUUAUGCCACUCGUUGUGAUGCUGGCUGGUACCCACACAAUCGCAACUGCUACAGACUUCAUAAAGAGGAGAAGAGCUGGAACGAUGCUUUUAUCUCAUGCCAAAGUGACAACAGCGGGCUCAUUAGUAUAUCCUCCAUGGCAGAUGCAGAGCUGCUCCUUAACUUGCUUGAAAGUGAAAAUGUAACUGAAACAUGGAUUGGGUUAUACAGUAAUAACACCCCCAUUGUUUUUGAGUGGUCAGAUAGCACCCCAGUAAAAUUCUCUAACUGGCACAGCCAGGAACCUAACACCUUUCAAAGAACAGGACAACUCUGUGUUUCAGCACAAGGAUCUGAAGGACAUUGGAAGGUUAAAAAAUGUGAAGACAGAUCUUUCUACAUUUGCAAAAAAGCAGGGGAAUUUAAUAAUGUCUCUCCUGAACUGGAAUCAAGUUGUCCAGAGGGAUGGGAAAGACAUGGUGGAUAUUGUUACAAAAUCGACAGUACCCCUCGAAGUUUUGAACAUGCUUCCAGUGGUUAUUUCUGCCCAUCUGCACUUGUAUCAGUAACAAACAGGUUUGAACAAGCUUUUAUCAACAGCAUGAUCCGUAGCAUGGUAAAAUCUGAGAGAAUGUAUUUUUGGAUAGGAUUGCAAGACCUUAACAACACAGGAGAAUACUUUUGGCUAAGUACAGCAGGAAAUAAUCACUCUGUGAGAUACACAAACUGGAACAAGUACCAGCCACGUCAUUCUGGAGGAUGUGUGGCUAUGCGAGGUCAGCACCCUGUUGGUUAUUGGGAGGUGAAAAGUUGUAAGAACUUCAAAGCAAUGUCAUUGUGCAAGCAAAAAAUCAAUUCUUAUGAAGAACCUGAACUUACUUUUCAAAAACAUUUGAGUUCCUGCUAUUUUGGAUGGGAGUCAGAAGCUAAUCUGCUCAACUGCUACAAGAUAUUUCACAAUGAAAAAGUUCUGAUGAGAAGAACAUGGGAGGAAGCAGAAGCGUUAUGCCAAGAUUUUGGAGCACAUCUUGCUAGUUUUAGCCAUAUCUAUGAAGAGACAUUUUUAAACAAUUUAUUAUACACAAUUUUUGAUAGGACAGAAGACAGACAGUUCUGGAUUGGAUUUAAUAAAAGAAACCUGCUUUCUGGAGGGACAUGGCAGUGGUCUGACAGAACACCUGUUGUAUCUUCAUUUUUGGAAAGCAAGUAUGUUGAAGAUGACUCAAGAAACUGUGGUGUGUUCAAAGUAAAUAGAACGGUCUUUCCAGCACACUGCAAUGAAAAGCGUGAAUGGAUAUGCAAAAUACCAAAAGGUGUUAAACCAAAGAAUCCAGAUUGGUACAUAGCUGAACUGCCGUGGAUGUAUUAUCAAGGAGCAGAAUACCUUUUCCAUGUCAGUCCUACGGACUGGGAAACCUAUGAGUUUGUCUGUGGCUGGCUUCGCAGUGGAAUGGCAACAAUAAAUUCCUCUGGUGAACAAGCCUUUAUUCAAAAUAAAAUUAAGAAGCUAUCGAAUAGUGAUGUUCACUGGUGGAUUGGACUGCACGCAGAAAACCUCAGUGAUGAAUUUCGCUGGAGAGAUGAAUCACCAGUAACAUACCAGAACUGGAAUGAAGGGAGGGAAAGAAAUCCGCAGAAACCAGGGAAAAGAUGUGGCUUCAUUUCAUCACAAACAGGACUCUGGGGUGAUGAAAACUGCACUGUCUCUCUUCCCUGUAUUUGUAAACGUAAAUUUGCAUGGAAAAUAGAGAAAGAGAUUCCAAAAGACCAGAACCAACAAGGAGUAUGUCCCAAAGGCUGGUUGCACUUUGGAUUCAAAUGCUUUUUGAUACAAAUUCCAAAGGAUCCAGGGCAUCUGAGAAACUGGUACUCUGCACAAGAGUUCUGCAGUAGCUAUGAUGGGUCACUCGCUUCCCUUGAAGAUGAACUGGAACAAGCUUUCAUAACAAUGAAUCUAUUUGGACAGAAAACUAGUGUUUGGAUAGGUUUCCAGAGUGAUGAUUAUGAAAAAUGGGUGAAUGAAAAUCCUCCGAUGUAUUCCAACUGGUCUCCAGUUGAAGUAGUGCAUAGACAGCAUUAUAACAGUGCAAACAUUCAAGAACAACUUCCACUAUGUACAUUGGUAUCAAAUAACCCUAGUUUUUAUUUUACGGGAAAAUGGUACUUAGAAAACUGUCAGAAAAAUUACGGGUUUGUCUGCCAGAAGACUCAGGACACAUCCAGACAUGUCAUCAAUGCUUCUGAAAUGUACCCUGUGCCAGAUACUUUAGAAUAUGGGAACAGAACGUAUAAACUAAUACGCGGGAAUUUUACAUGGUCUUCAGCUUUAAAAACCUGCAUGGCAAACGGUGCGGAGUUGGUCAGCAUUACAGACCAGUAUCACCAAGCCUUCCUCACAGUCAUUGUGAAUCGGCUGGGCUACGACCACUGGAUCGGGCUGUUCACUUCGGACAACGGACUUAACUUUGAAUGGUCGGAUGGGACUAGGUCUUUGUUUACCUUCUGGGAAGACGACGAGUCCCAGGCCUUUGGCAGCUGUGUUUACAUUGAUACUUCGGGGCACUGGAAGAGUGCUAACUGCGAACGACUUCUGCGAGGAGCAGUUUGCCAUGUGCCACCUAAAAAGAAACUCACUGCCUAUAAAGGCUUAUGUUCAGAAAAAACUGUUCCCUGGAUCAAAUUCAAAAACAGUUGCUACAGCUUUUCCACAGUUCUGCAGGUCACAAGUUUUGAUACUGCAAAUGAAGUCUGCAAAAACCAAGGAUCAAAUCUUCUAACUAUUCAAGAUGAAGACGAAAAUGCCUUCAUUUUGGAAGAAUUACACAGUUUUGGUUAUUCUGUGCAAAUGGUUUGGUUGAAUAUCCUGCUUGUUACAGACAAUGAGACAGUCUCCUGGUUUGAUGGUUCUUCCUUAAAUUAUUCUAACUGGGGCAUCAGGGAGCCUGAAUUUGAUCAUCUCAGAGGGAAUUUCUGUAUCAGCCUGAGGACCACAGAUGGAGUCUGGCAAUUAUCUCCUUGCAGAGAGAAAAAGGGAUUUGUAUGUAAAAUGGAUGCAGAUAUCGAUGCAACAGAACCCUCUGAAAAAGCAUCAUACCGUGGGCUUGUAGCUCUGGCUGUUUUUGUGACGUUGGUGAUGCUGGCUGCCAUUUCACUUUUUCUGUGGUGCCUGUACAAACAGAAUAGCCGACUCUUCCGCAGGAUACUGUGGGUCAGAAACGCCUAUUUGCCACAGAUUAAUGCUGACACUCCUGCUUUGGAAGAAAGCAUCCUCAUUUCUGAUUUUGAGAGAAGUGACAACAAUUAAUUGAUCGGAAAUAGCAAGCGGUCAUGUCUUCCAUGUGAAACUCCACAACCUACAGCGGUUUUCUCCUUCUCAGGAGUCCCCUGGGGUACCCAUACCCAGAGAAACCCUCACAGCUAUCGGUAUGAAUGCAGUAGGGGCUCCCUACCUUGGAGAGUUUUUGCUUUGGGGCAGGAUGAUGUAAGGAUGCAAGGCAGAACCAUGGAGAAAUUGGCUCCUUCGGGACAAGCCGGGAACUGAAAAUACUCCCACGCCAUAAACCUCCAACUGCUCACGUGGAGUAGUCGUGUCCGAGACCCUAGAGCAGCGUGCCUUUUCAAGCAACUUUUUCCUUCAGGAACUUUAGGGCUUUUGUGUUUUGUUUUUAUGUUGCAGAAUCUGCUCAUGAGCCAGCAUUAACAUUUGGCCUUGAAUUUAGGAACUUGAACUCUGAAAUGUAAUCCAAGCAUUAUGGGGGUAGAUUUUUUUUCUUAAUAGCCAUUCCUUCUGCAAAAUGAACAGUUAUUUUUCAGACAGCGGAUUCUUGCCAGGUGGAUUUCCAAGCUUGCAGAGAGAUGAAGUCACUUUUGACUUGGGAGUGCCAGAGUUUUGCUAGUUUGGCCUGUGAUGCCUAGUUCAUGUUAUAACAUAAAUUAGUCUAGAGAUAAAAUGGCAUAUGGACUUUGUCGUCCUGAAGUUAAUAUAUUCAUUUGAGAUGCUUCCAGCAUCCUCUUAAGGAUUAACUAUGUGAUCUCUCACCUAGGUUAUUUCAGAAAUUGAAUCCUAUCAACCUCUUUUAAAGAUAUUUUUGAGCAGUAUCUGUUUGAAGAAAAAAACUGUUACAAAUCUUGCUGAAGUUAUGGUAAUAAAUUGCUUUACUGUUCUCCUACAGUAUUUCUGCAAGCAGUAUUCAUGUACGCUCUUCUGAGACCGUGCUCUCAAAAGCUAAGGACAAUACGUGGGGGAGCCACAUUGCUGUUCCCAAUGGGUGCUAUAGUCCUAUAACCGCAUGUAGCAGACACUCCGAAGGACACUUUUCAAUUUCAGUCUUCAACUAAGGUGCUAAUGAAGGGGAUGGAUUUUGCUGACCAGCUGUUCUGCAGGCUGAUGGUUGUGAAGGACCCAGCUCAGGUCUCUGCACUACCUCAGUUGCAGUGGCCCAGGACAGCAACGCUUACUGCCUGUGGGACUCCCACCACCCUAACCAGUCCUCCAGCCACGUCUGUGAAAAUACCCGUAAGGUUUGGGGGGAUUUUAUUUUUUAUUUUUUAUUACAUUGUGGAAAAACAAAUGGUUAGUCAUGAUGAGUUACUUCAGAAUGGAUCUACUGUGCCUUCAGUCAUCUCUAAAAGCUGCUGCGAAGGGCUGCGUUUAUUGUUGGGUUUGUUGGUUUGUUUGUUUUAAGAUGACUCAUUCUAACAAUUUUUGCAAGAGCCCUAAGAUGGAGGUAUGUUACUCAGAAUUAAGCAAGCAGCCAAGACCAACUGAAAUGUUUUUAUGUGGUAUUUGUGCACAUGCACAGGAAUGUAUGACUGCCUUUUAGUUAGAUUUCACAUGCCCAAUUCUAGAAACAAAAAUUGCCUGUUCACAUCACAAUUAUGUAUAUGGCUAUUUUAAAAAAAUUAUUUAGUACAUAGAAUAUUUCUGUGCUGGUUUACAGAACCAUUCAAAAAUGUUGUCAAAGAGGCUGCAGAUGUCUUUGAUCCCAAUAUAAUUUUCAGCUUACUGUUUUCGAUAACUUCUAUGGGUGUAGCUAUCACAAGUUCUUGAUGUGAGAUUUUUCCAUCAUAUAGAAUAUAAAUAGCUUUUCUGUGUAUAUUUUGUCUAAUGGUUUGACCCCAUACAUUAAUCUUAGUAAUGUUUUAAAAGUUUGGUUUUAGUCCUCUAGAUUUAUCUAUGGGACUGUUUUUAUGUGAAGUCCAUUAUUAGAGUUUGUGGACUAUAACUUCUGAGUACAAUUGCCAGAUAAUCUGCUGUUUGUAUGUAUGAACUGUGAUAGCUUCUUUACCACCAAAAAAAAAAGAUGAAAAAAGGUUGUGACCAUUUCUCCCUUCCCUGUGAGAAUUUCACCUAUUUAAACUACAGUUGGAGGAACUUAAACCAACAAAUCCCCUUUAUCACAUUCACUGACAAGUGUGUAAUUGCUGCCUUCUUACAGCAAGCAGAAUGGCUUGUAGGAUGUUUUUUGUUUGCAAGAGUAAGCUGCAUCAUCUUUGAGGACAUGUAUUUAUCAGGCUGCGGUGCUGUUGCCUAGUUAUGCAGACCCUUGUCAGAUUUUGAUGUGGUUGAUGAUGGUGUUUAAUUUUUUCCCAAAACUUGACAUAGGCUUUUUAUCAAUCUUCCUUGAGGUAUGUUGUAAUCAUUUAAAUAUAUUUGAAGGGCAGUGGUAUAAUAAAUAACCCUAACCUCAAAAUAGUGAUCGUUAAUUAACAUCAACUCUGAUGUAGAUGAUCUUGCACUAAGGGAAAAAUAGUUCAAGCAGUGUUUUCUUCCUACUUUGAAAUGGUUUUGAGGGAAUAGACCCUUAAAUAUUUAUUUUUAAAUCUUUCAUCAUUUAAAUUCUAUAAUUGCAGGUAUUAUUCACUCAAGAAUGUAAUCAUUGAUUGCUUUUUGGUCCUCGUUCUGGAUUUUGUUACCGUAGCUUUUGUUUGGUUUCCCUUAAUCAGAAUUCUCCUAUACUGUUCCUGAUCAGAGUAUGUGGUGACUGUUUUUACUGCUGACCUUGAUGAUAUUGGCAGUGAGGUUCACUGUAUUAUUUCAACUGGGAAAUUAAAGCGUGAAUGAUAAUUUUCUGUGCUGUAAUCUUUCUUGAAUCUUUCCCCAGCUUUAAUUAGCUGCCACGCUUUAGUGUCUCAUAACAGCAGUUCCCAGGCUUCACACUGGGUCAUGCUGGCAGGAGAGGGGCGGCUUGCACCAGCCUCCUCUCUGGCUACAUGGCUGGACCCAGACCUGAGCACUGCAGAUGAUCUCCACACGUGGGGGCUGCCGUGUUUCCGAGGGCAUGGACGAGGAUGCCUUGGGACCUGCAUGCAGGAGGUGCUGGGAGGAGGAAGGAGCCACAGCACCAUCAGU
Molecule: messenger RNA, 7799 nt
Organism: Haliaeetus leucocephalus (bald eagle)
Lineage: Eukaryota; Metazoa; Chordata; Aves; Accipitriformes; Accipitridae
Gene: PLA2R1
Product: phospholipase A2 receptor 1, 180kDa
Exons: 26
Coding region: 1287-4751 (1154 amino acids)
Cellular component (GO): plasma membrane; signaling receptor complex
Molecular function (GO): signaling receptor activity
Source: RefSeq, a predicted model, not a curated record